AUGCCAAGCGGAUUAGGAAAACGAAAGGCGCCUCCCGCCGAAGAGGACGUGGUGGACGCCCAAGAAGCCCUCAGACGGCACUUUGAGGCUCGAUUCAAGAUGCCCGCUGGCAUCGCCCCAUGCGCCGCUCCACCAUCCAAGAGACAGGCCCGCGAUGAGGAUGAGGAUGACGAAGAAGAAGAAGAAGAAGAAGAAGACGACAGCGACUUUGACAGCGACGAAUCCGAUGCCGAAUCCUGGGAUGGUGUCUCUAGCGAAGAGGAAGAGGAAGACGGUACGCCGACCUGUCACAACCGCAUUUGGCAAGACCACCAAGUGCUAACCAGAGGCGUAGCAGACUCGGAAGAAAAAGGAGAAUCCCACGUCGUAGAGGUGGUCGACUACAGUCAAGACCCUUCCUCAACCGCGAUAACCUCCCUCAUGAGCAAAAAAGAGCUCAAAGCCUACCUCGUACGUCUUUUCCACACAUCUGCGGCACAGUCCGACACCCCCAACCCAAAAAAGAAAAAGGCCGACGAGUCCCAAGCCGAAGACAGCGCCGCCUUUCUGGCGAACGAUCUCGCCCUCCAGCGCCUCAUCGCCGAGUCCCACAUCCUCUCCGCCGCCGGCGGCAACGCCUCCCACUGGCAGUCCAGCGCCGCCGCAGAAACCGCCGCCAACACGCGCGCCUUCGCCGCCGGGCGCACCGCGAAGAAGACUACCGAUAUGAGAUUCCAGGCGCUGGGGGCCAAGGACAGCAUCUUGGGUCAGGCUAAGAUGCCCAUGGCGAUGAGGAAGGGGAUUGUGAGCCAUGCCGCGGCGAAGGAGGCCAAACGGAGAAAAGAGGCAAAGGAGAAUGGGAUUGUGCUGGAGAGGGAGGUGAAGAAGAGCAAACCAUCGAGGGGGAGGAGAGGUGGUGGGAGAGGGGAGCCAAGGGAGGUGGGAGCACCGGGGGUAGGGAGGAUGAAGGGGGCCACGCUGAGGAUUAGUGCAAGGGAGGCGGAGGUGUUGAAUAGACCCGGUCCUGCGAGGAGGGGAGGAGGACGGGGUGGGAGAGGGGGGAGGAGAUGA
This is a messenger RNA of Podospora anserina S mat+, 1050 nucleotides long. RefSeq lists its product as uncharacterized. Gene Ontology annotation, biological process: maturation of SSU-rRNA from tricistronic rRNA transcript (SSU-rRNA, 5.8S rRNA, LSU-rRNA). The transcript is spliced from 2 exons. NCBI's taxonomy places the organism in Eukaryota, Fungi, Ascomycota, Sordariomycetes, Sordariales, Podosporaceae. Bases 1 to 1050 code for a protein of 349 amino acids. Gene Ontology annotation, cellular component: nucleolus. The record is from RefSeq and is a predicted model, not a curated record.